Messenger RNA from Racocetra fulgida, 594 nucleotides. NCBI's taxonomy places the organism in Eukaryota, Fungi, Glomeromycota, Glomeromycetes, Diversisporales, Gigasporaceae. The record is from the annotation of a GenBank genome assembly.
AUGACUUCAAAAACUAGUAAAAUUAUUAAAGGCACAAAGACCGACACUGCUACGCCGUCGGCGACUAUAUCUGCAGCGACAACGCGCGCUAGUUCUGUCGACCCUCCGCGACAACUCUCAGAAAGCCUAACGAAGGUUAAAAGGCGGAAUUGCCAAAGUAAUAAAAAAGACGGAGUGGUUCACAAAAAAACCAACGAUGAAGACGAUUUGGCGAAAAAGCGCGCAUACCGGGCUAUAGAAAGACGUGCCCGAGAAAAGGAACUUGAGGAAGAGUAUCUAUCGUUAAUCGAGAAGACACAUCCAGCAUAUGUGGAAAACAUAGGGAGACUCGACGAAGAACAUCAAAAAAUGCAACAACUUCUCGAAAAUAACCGUUUACUGGAGAUUCAACAAAGCCAAAAUUUGUAUGAAUCGCAAGUUUCGCAAAUACGUCACGUAGCUUUGCCAAGUGAAACAAAAUUAAGUAAAGAUGAAAUUGAAGACGAUUUUGUUGCAAUGCAGUUGUAUACUCGAACGAAGCCGUUAUCAGUUCCAUCACCACAACCUAAUAAUAUUACGGCAGCCGACUUUAGAGCAUUCUACAAACCGGAUUAA